This is a messenger RNA of Sceloporus undulatus (fence lizard), 869 nucleotides long. Its product is annotated as placenta-specific gene 8 protein-like. Bases 240 to 578 code for a protein of 112 amino acids. The transcript has 5 exons. Gene Ontology annotation, biological process: positive regulation of transcription by RNA polymerase II. Lineage: Eukaryota; Metazoa; Chordata; Lepidosauria; Squamata; Phrynosomatidae. The record is from RefSeq and is a predicted model, not a curated record.
UCAUUGCACAAGAGUUGUACGAUAGUCCUUUUAUUGUGUGGUUACAAGCUGCUUCAGUUAAGAGAGAGCAGUUAUCGGCUGAAUGACUUUGACCUCAACUUCUUCCUUGUACGCAACAACCAAUCACCGAUCCUGGAAAGCUACAAAGGUUUGCAGGUUCAAUAGGAGAUCUCUAUAGUUACUUUGGAUACCAGUUAAAAGAGUUCUCUGCCUCCUUCCAAGCAGUUGCAGCCUCCAAAAUGAACACUCAACCAGUGAUCAUGAGUCAGCCACAGGUUGUGGUUGUCCAGCAUCAAAGCCCCCAGUGGCAGACCGACUUACUCGACUGCUUUAGUGACUGUGGAGUGUGCCUCUGUGGAACAUUUUGCUUUCUGUGUUUGGGCUGCCAAGUUGCUUCAGAUAUGGAUGAAUGCUGCCUCUGUGGUCCCACCAUGGCAAUGCGGUCUGUCUACCGGACAAAAUAUGGAAUCCCUGGAUCCCUCUUGGGGGACUAUUUUGCUGUCUUUUGCUGCCCUCAUUGUUCGCUUUGUCAGUUGAAGAGAGACAUCAACAAAAGGAAGGACAUGGGGAUUUUCUAGGAAGAGCUAUUCAGCACAACUGUAUCCCAAAGUCUCUUAUUUACUUCCAGUUCAACGUCAUCCUCUGUACCUAAUUUUCUGAGAGACGCCAUUUGUUUCAGUGGAAAAGAAAAGGCAAGGGAAAAUGCUUGUGGACCUUUCAAAAUGUAUUUUUAUAUUGUGUAAUUUUGUUACUAAAAAUAUAAUUGUGUAAAUUUGUUAAAGAAAAAUUGUUUAAUAAGAAUAAGAAAUAAUGGUGAACUGCUUAGCUACCUGUAAUAAAAAUGGAGAUGUUCUGUGCUUCAAAUUUAA